Messenger RNA from Rotaria sp. Silwood2, 2546 nucleotides. The record is from the annotation of a GenBank genome assembly. Lineage: Eukaryota; Metazoa; Rotifera; Eurotatoria; Philodinida; Philodinidae.
UACUUCUAUGGAUUCUCGAGGAAAAUGUAAAGACUUCCAUAAAUUACUUAGUACCUUUCAACGCUCGUAUUCCAAUUUUUUAUUUAUUUUUUGAGCCUCCCCUAAAUUUACUUUGCUCCGCUGCCUAUGCAUUCCAAAUAUGAUAUUUUUUUAAAGUUUCUUUUAUGUUAUUGUGCAUGAAAACCUUGCAAUAUUAGUCGAAGAAUUUGGAUUAUCGGACUUCACGAAUGGUGAACAUAGGGUUUUGUUAUGUGGCUAACGUUUUUAGACUGUAAAAAUAGUUUAUUUUAUAGCAUUUGAGAAGCUUCAUAGAGUGCCAAGAGAACUAAGUGUGAAGAAAGUUUCAUUAACGCAAUAAUUAAAAUGGCAAAUUCUUUCCUCAUAGGCAUUUCAAAUUCAAAAUGUAAGCAAUUGAUUAUUUAUAUAUGGUCUAGCAGAUCCGAAACAUUGUUUUAAAUGAAUGGCUCUUACAUGAAACUAUAACCCGAACAAAGAGUUAUCAAAAUAACUUUGAAUCUCUCUUCAUCUUUGUUUGUUUUCUAUCGAACGAAUGCUCGUAUUACUAGUGACUAUCGCUAACUAACGGAUUUUUUAUUAUGUCAUGAAGAUAGAUCCUAUUCACAGCUAUGAUAGAAUCAAAUAACCAUGAACUUACGAUCUUUUAUUCUAUAAAUGUCUCAAUUAGAUUAUUCGUUGAAAAUAAAGAAAAGCGGAACUGCGUUCUUAUUCUUAUGGGCCUCGUUCUUUCAAAAAGUACUUGUUACUAACGACAUCUAUAUCGGAUCUUUUUCCUAAUAACUUUUUUUUCUUUUUUUAUGCUCUCCAGUUCUUCUUUCUAAACUUUUCACGACCAAUUGUCAAUUUUACUUAUUUAUUUACUUAAAUCUUAGUUUCAGGUUUAAAAAUGGUAAAACCAAGCGUUAGUCCAAAGAAAUAUUGUUUAUCAAAUAGAUUCUUAUCAUCUAUAGUGUAAUGGCUAAACAUAUGUUCAUCAAACUUUUAUCAAAUAUGAUAUUUACACUCAAUUUUUAGAUAAAAUUAUUUAUAUUUACAACGAGUUUUGUAUUCGAUGCAUGAAACCAACGUUUGAUGAAUAAACAUUCUGCUUCAAACGAUAUUCUAUCUAAAUUAGUUGACGAGGUGAAAGAAUAAAAAAGAACGAAACUUUCUCAAAAUAUAAAAUUGUGUUUUGUUGUUUUCAGAAUGAAGAUAUUGUUUUAGAACCUUUGCUUUCAUCGAAUCAAGAAGUAAGUAUAUAAAAAGAUUCGAAUAAUUAAUUUGUAUGAGCUAGAGAAUUGAUUUUUCCUCUAUGCUUUUGCUGUUAGUCAAAUGACAAUUUAUUGGGGAGUCAGCACCAUAUACAAGAUUCACAAGCAUUUUCUUCUACGUUCAUUUCGAGAAUGAUAAGGUGCCGUAAGUGUCGCAAAUUCACUAAUUUUCUUUAAAUGAUAUUUGUCCUGUAUUAAUCCCACAUGUGUGGUUUUUUUCACUUCAAUAAAUCUGUGAAUUCAAGAAAAAUAAUACUUUUCUUUUUUAAUGUAUCAAUAGGUUAUCCAAUGAGUCUACGACAAUCUCGUAUGUGCUGUUUUGAAGCAUUAAAAAGUAUUCCGGUAGUUUUUAUUCUUGCCAUUGUCGCAUGGUCCUAUUAUGCAUAUGUUGUACAAAUGUGUAUUUUAACUAUUGACAAUGUUCCAAAAAAAGUUAUAUAUUUAUUUAUUUAUCAUCCGUUAUUAUUUCUCUUCUUAUGGUCUUAUUAUCAAACAAUAUUUAAACCUUUAGUUGGACCGCCUACUGAUUUCUUUGUUGGUGAAGCAGAAGGUGAACGUAUAGCAACAGCACAAACAUUAGAUGAACGACGUACGUCUCUUCUUCGUUUUUCUCGUCGAGGAGAUUUACCGGUAUUAACUCGACAUUUUGAUGGAAGUAUUCGUUACUGUUUUUUAUGUCGAUGCAUAAAGCCUGAUCGAGCUCAUCAUUGUUCUCUAUGUGGAAAAUGCGUUCUUCGAUAUGAUCAUCAUUGUCCAUGGACAAAUAGUUGUGUUUCCUAUGCAAAUUAUAAAUUUUUUAUUUUAUUUCUUGGUUGGGCUUUAGUAUUUUGUACUUAUGUUGCAGCAACAUCAUUAGAAUAUUUUAUUCUUUUUUGGCAGGAUGUGAACAAUUCAGCAUCACCAGGUGGAAAAUUCCAUUUACUUUUUCUCUUUUUUGCGUCAAUUAUGUUUGCUAUUAGUGUAUCAUCAUUAUUUUUUUAUCAUUUAUAUUUAACUGGAAAAAAUCGAACUACACUUGAAUCAUUCCGAGCACCAAUAUUUUCUGAUGGACCACAGAAAGAUGGAUUUAAUAUAGGAUGCAAACAAAAUUUUCAAGAAAUAUUUGGAAAAAUAUUUCUAACCGCAAUUAUACCCAUAUGGACAACUCGAGGUGAUGGAGUUCAUUAUCAAGUGAAUAGUGUAUUACUUGGUGGUUUGCAACAACAACAACAACAACAACAACAGCAGCAGCAGCAGCAGUUUGGUAAUAUGAGGUAUGCUUUGAAAACAACAUUAUAG